This is a messenger RNA of Drosophila hydei, 1261 nucleotides long. RefSeq names its product pyrroline-5-carboxylate reductase (gene P5cr-2). Gene Ontology annotation, biological process: L-proline biosynthetic process. Gene Ontology annotation, molecular function: pyrroline-5-carboxylate reductase activity. The transcript is spliced from 2 exons. Bases 360 to 1181 code for a protein of 273 amino acids. The record is from RefSeq and is a predicted model, not a curated record. Lineage: Eukaryota; Metazoa; Arthropoda; Insecta; Diptera; Drosophilidae.
UUUAAAAUCUAAUAUAACGUAUAUUAUUUGGAUGAUCAAAUUUAUUCAUUUUAAAGUGGAAACGCAUAAUAAAAUAAAUUCGAGCAUAUCUACUCUCUAAUAGAAAACUGGACAAUAAUGUGUUUGUUGUACCCUCCCAGCUGAUAAAACGCUAUGCAAUAUUUAUACGUAUACAACCGCACAAAAGAUAAGAACCGAAUACGAUUGGAGCAUAGAACUUUUAAAGGGUAAGGAGGGGGACUACGACGUACCAAAAACAAGAUUGCUUAUCAGUGAGAUUAAUUUACCAAUGGAACAGAUGAACAACAAACAGUCACUGCAUCGACAGUGAAAAGAUCAGUCAGUGUUCGCAUUUCAAAAUGGCAUCUAUAGGCAAAAUCGGUUUUCUGGGAGGCGGCAACAUGGCCAAAGCUUUGGCAAAAGGAUUUAUAGCCGCAGGUCUGACCAAACCCAGCGGUAUUAUUGCUAGUGUACAUCCAGCAGACAAGAUCUCCCAGCAAUCCUUUCAAUCGCUGGGUAUUGAAACACUUGUAGAGAACACGCCCAUUGUGGAGAAAUCUGAAAUUGUUUUUGUGUCUGUUAAGCCGCAAGUUGUGCCCAUGGUGCUAGCAGAUAUCAAAGCUGUAAGCGCCAAUAAGCUUUUUCUAUCUGUGGCCAUGGGCAUCACAUUGAAGGCACUCGAGUCCAGUUUAUCCCCGCAGUCGCGUGUAAUACGCGUCAUGCCCAAUACCCCGGCGCUGGUAUGCUCUGGCUGUUCAGUGUAUGUGCGUGGCAGCCAAGCGACCGAUGCAGAUGCGCAGAUCACCCAGCGACUACUUGAAGCCGUUGGCACUUGCGAGCCCUGCGACGAGUCGCAGCUGGACACAGUCACAGCACUUAGCGGCAGCGGACCCGCUUAUGUGUUUGUCAUGAUCGAAGCCUUGGCUGAUGGCGCUGUCCACAUGGGAAUGCCCAGAGAUUUAGCCUAUCGCUUGGCGGCACAGACUGUGCUGGGUGCCGGUCAUAUGGUACGUGAGUGCGACACACAUCCCGGACAACUGAAAGACAACGUAACCAGUCCAGCUGGUUCAACGGCAGCGGCAUUAAGGCACCUCGAAAAGUCAGGUUUUCGUGCGGCUGUGGCUGGGGCGGUGGAGGCAGCAACGCUGCGCUGCCGGCAGAUUUCGGACAAGCAAACCUAGACAUAACAAAAUAAGUUUUGAAUUUUGUUUUUGUAAUAAUUAAAAAUAACAUCAUUUGCGUUAGCACUUUUCAUACACAA